UUAUAUGCCUUCCAGACUCACGGCGAGAAGUCUCGGCGAGAAAAUUCGCCGAGACUUCUCGCGAACAACGGCUAUGUCCACAUUCACACUGAAUCUCACUUCUGUUCUCGUCUUUAUACGGUAUGGACGACAGUGCAGCGGCUUUGAUGGUAUCUGCGUUGGCGUACUAUAACCUUGUAAAUAUAAUCAUUAGGAAUAGAAUUAAUAAGAAAAGGCCCAGACGUUGGUGGAUGACGCAAAUUCAUCUAAGCAGAACAAGCUUAAGCAUGCAAAGUCAGUUGGGAGAACUUAUUGCUGAACCAAGUGGAGAAUUUAAGAAGUCCACGCGAAUGUCAACUACGGACUUUGAAUUUUUGCUCAACAAGAUUUCUCCUCUAAUUAGCAAACAAGAUACACAACUUCGAAAAGCUGUACCAACCCGAAUGCGUCUUGCUAUGACAUUGAGAUACUUGGCCACGGGAGAAAGCUUUCAAAGCCUUCAUUUUUUAUUCAAAGUGUUACCGCAAUUGAUUUCAACAAUUGUUCCCGAAGUAUGUAAAGCACUGAAUCAAGUAUUGAUAAAAGAAAUACAGAUUCCAUCAUCCGCUGAAGAAUGGCUGGAAAUCGAAAAAGGAUUCAGCUCAAAAUUUCCUAGAGCCAUUGGUGCAAUAGAUGGCAAAAUAUUGUUCUGACGUGUCCACAAAAUUCAGGCUCGGAGUACUUCAACUACAAGAAAAGUUUCAGUAUUGUGCUGAUGGCAUUAGUCGAUAGCAAAUAUAACUUUAUUUUUGCUGAUAUUGGUGGUCAGGGAAAAAUAAGUGAUGGUGGAAUUUUCCGACAUACUUUGUUGUGGGAGAUGAUUUCUAGCAACACUUUGAAUUUACCAGCGUCACAUCCACUACCAGGUUCAAAUGUUGAUAUACCUUACG
Molecule: messenger RNA, 908 nt
Organism: Acanthoscelides obtectus
Lineage: Eukaryota; Metazoa; Arthropoda; Insecta; Coleoptera; Chrysomelidae
Source: the annotation of a GenBank genome assembly